AUGAAUAACGCGAAUCUCAUAAAGACCGUCAGAGGCCUCGACCAAAGCGGACCUGGACCAGAUGGAGAGGGCCUGCAGCUUCUUUGGAGCUGCUUGGCAGCGUCUGCCGAUAGUCAAUUCCAUGCGGCCGAGGAAAGCAGCUUGCGAUGGCUGCUCAAGUCCAUGAACGGGCCGUCUUCCGCCGCCGAGCUCACACGCCGAUACCCGUUGACUUGGACCAUCCUGGAUUGCGUCUUUCAGCGAAUCCCUCUCUUCUCCCUCGCCAAAUCGCUUGCCGACAGAAAGUUCAUCGCCGUGCUGCAGCAGACCCUCAAGGGCGUCUCGAAACCUGCCGCCGGUUCCCGCUCUCCCGCCUCGUCAAAGCGGAAGAGAACCCCGACCGCCGGCUACGACUUGGAAGCUCUUCAAGCUCCAGUCGGGUGCCUCGAAACCGCCCAAAUAGUCUUCAAGGCGCUGAAAUCGCUGUUGAGCCGGCUUGAGAAUUCUGAAUCGGCUCUCACCCGUGACACCAUCGGCGCACAACACAUCAGAUCUCUUUUUUGCAACUCGGCAGCCGAAGCUACCGGCAUCGCGGCCCCAGCUUUGACGAUAUGCAGCAUGUUGACGAGCAGCCCGGGGGGCGAUGUCAAAGGCGCAGAAUCUUGGAUAGAGACCAUUUCCACCAUCUGGGAUUUGCAUUUGCAAGGAGGUGACGAUGAAGUAGAGGUUGCAAUUCACCUCUUUCGGCCGUCCGCCACCAUAUUGGCUAGGCUUGGCAGCUUUCCUUCAGAUCAGCAAGUUGAGCUCCCUGAAGCUCUUAAGACUCGAUGGAGCGCCGACCUUCAAACAUUCAUGCAGCGAAAUCUCAUUAUCCCGGGCAGAGCAGCUUUCAUGACCCAUCGAGUCUUCGAAUCCUUCACCCAGGCAUUAGAGAUAUCAAGGAACGUUGCUCAGCUUUCAGCGCCUGCGCUUUACUUCCUCUCCUCCCGCGUCUCCAGCCGCAUUGCCGAGGGCGAACUUCGCAAGGACAACGUCGAGUGGCUAAAGCAAAUUUUUCAUGCCAUUGAGCUGACGAUCAGGGGACGACCAGAUUCUGGCACGCUGAUGCAGACCAUCCUGGAACUGGCCAUACAGCGAUCGACCCCCGUGGAUGUGCAAAACCUGCGGCGUGUGUGCCGCGACUACGCCAUGCGAAAAGCAGAGACGGACUGGGAGUUGAUAGCAAAAGUGGCCGCUUGCGACCCCGAUGUCUUCCAGCUGUCCGACGAUGGAGCCAGCUUGAGAAGAGAGGUUUGCGACAGAAUCUUGAAGCAGGAGGCUGCGGAAGCCCACUACAAGCCUAUCGCGAAAGUCAUCGGGGCCAUCAUAGAUGGGUUCCGAGCGCGUCGUUCCCUGACCGGCUUCUUGCGGCUGUGGUUCGAACAGCUCUGCGAAGCGGAACGGCAGCAGACGAAUCACCACUCGCCGUGGUUCGACGUCGGCCGUUUCACCAGUCCGACGCAAUCGCUUGACUCCCUUUUGGAGACGGAGUUAUCGCCAUCGCAGCUUCUUGACAUAAUUGCCUGGACUGGAACACAAAACCCGACAAAGCAUCCCCGUUCCACAUGCGUAUUCUCCGCCGCCAUUGCACAGGCAUUACGGGGCGAAUCUUUUGUUGAUGCUGUGGGAUCAAGACUCUUUGAUCUGGUCGCGCCUGUAGACGGCUCUAUGCAAGCCUCGGCCUUGAAAUGGAGGGUGGUUUCCAGUACCAUGUCUUGGGUCGCUUCUGAUGAGAGAGUUGAGACUUGGAAUUCGGUCAAGGACCAGUUAUCCAACAUCCUGAAGACUACACCCAUCAUCUCGAGCGUAACUUUUGAGGCAUUCAAAUGCUGUUUCCGAGCCUGGGACUCAUUGAGUCUCGAUGAGGCGCAUGUGGACGAGGCGGCAUCAAUAAUUGAGAACUUCAAUGAACGGCUUGCCGCUGAGAUGGCUGGCCGUCGCAUCUUGAGUGGAGACGAGCUUUCCUUCUUGGACCCUGACAUGAAGGCAGAACUCCAGGAGGAUUCCGCUUACCAACAGUAUCUAUCUUGGUACAUUUGUGGCUCCAGCAGAUUCAACAGGCUGUACUACAACAGGAAGGAGGGCAUCCCUCUAAUCCUGACGAACGCAUUGUCAAACCAAAAUGAUGGCGUCAGUGGACUCGAGACCCUUUGGCGGACUUUGCUGCGCAAUGAGGUCAACCUGAACGAGUCCAAAAUCGCAAGAGACUUCAUCGACCGUCUGAUUGUCGCACUGGAAAGUUCUAAGGAGAAGAAAGGUUGGCCGGGCAAGCAAAGCCUACUUUCGAUCAAGAUACUUUCCAGCAUACCGCUCGAGGUCUUUGAUCGCGGACAAAGGGAGAGGCUCAUGAAUGUUCUAAGCAAGCGACGAUCGAAGAUGGUGCAGUCUCCGGAACAAGUCUCUCUGUUCUCGUGGAAAAUUGUCCUUGGCCUGGCGACGAAGAUGAUGGGACGGCCAACGUUCUAUGAAGGAAUGGGCUUCUCGGACCUGGUCGAGAUCGCGGAAGCAAUGUCCCGCAUCUCCAUUGAACCGCAAUCUGGUAGCGAAGCUGUUGUCGAGCUGACUGAGCGAUUCUUUCUCAUGGCGUCAGCAACAAUCAGGCAAAUGGCAGAAAACAUCGACGAACGCAGCAUCAGGUACUUCCGCGGGGCUUCACAGUUCGUAUCCGACCAUAAGGCACGAGGCACCACGCAACCGGAAGCCCACACGGCCAGGCAGCCCUUGCAUAUGACUCUGUUGAAAGCCUUGGCGGCGGAGCUGGCGCGGUCACCAAGCUGGCAGAACCAACAAGACAUGGCUUCUCUCAGCAUUGACUCAAAGGCCGUCCUGGCGAGUUGCAUCAUGGACGUUAUGCGCAAGCUCAUGUCGGAAAAAAAUUUGCUGGCGUCUCCUAGCAUAGGGGUCGACAUGAGCCUCUUCGCCGCCGUCGACGCCGCGGCACAAGCGGGAGACUUUACUGGGCAGCCUGACUUCAAGCCAUCGGCAGUCCGGAACCUUGAGAAGCGAAGCCGACGGUUGAUGCAGCAAGGAGACAUGAGGGGCUGGAAAAUACAGGUUUUCCUUCGCACCUAUUUGUCUGCGGUGGUCGAGGUUCCUCGCCCGACAGCUUACGACAGCCUGGGCGGCUUAUCGGGAAAUCUUAGGCAGCCUCUCCUGAGGGAAGAGCUCCUCGAUGGAUUCAAAAACGACUCUGAUACGGAUGGCCAGGUUCUCGCCAUCCAGACGGUUGUCGAUCAACUAAUAGAUUCCGUCGAGGUUCAUGAACGAGACGAGGGCUUCAACUUGGCCGCGGCCCAUAGCGAGUUGACCUUGCUGCUGUUGCAGAAGCCGACCCACGCCCGCCAAGUAUGCCACAUUCUUCGGACUCUGCUUGAGAAGCGACCGCAGGCCAUGGGUCAAUGGAACGUCGAGGUCACCCUGAGCGCAGUCUGUGACCUAUGCUCGAUGAGCACCGACGGGUCCGCCGUGCCCUUUGCGGAACUGUGCAAGCUGGUCGAAAUCGUCAUCAAGAAGCACAGACUUCGCCUGGAAGGUCACUACCACAUUCUUCUGAGCGCAAUGCAGGCGCUCCUCUGCAAUCUCGUCAUCAAGCAGAUCCCAGCGGAUCGAAGCGACGAGCGCAGUCAGGUAUCAAAGUCCCACGCCUACGCCCGGCUCAUCAGCCUCAUCUGCGAGCCCACUGCCGGCGCCGUCUCCCGCUCUCAGCUCCACAGUGCCCUGGACUCUGCCACGGAUACGGCCAAGCGCUCGGCCGGGCGGCACAUGUUCCUCGUCUUGAUGCAGUACGUCAAACUGCAGCUCGAGGAGAACGUCCCGAGAGCCGCGAGGGAGGCGCUGGAGCCGGCUAUGAACUCGAUAUUCGACAUUACGUCGCCCGAAGGGAGGAAGAUACUCAAUGAUGCCAUGGAUGGCAGUGGAAGAGCGAUCUUGAGGGAGAUGUUCAAGCGCUACGUCAAGUUUGGCAAAUGGAGCGGCGUGUAG
This is a messenger RNA of Hirsutella rhossiliensis, 3999 nucleotides long. Its product is annotated as urb2/Npa2 family domain-containing protein. NCBI's taxonomy places the organism in Eukaryota, Fungi, Ascomycota, Sordariomycetes, Hypocreales, Ophiocordycipitaceae. Gene Ontology annotation, cellular component: nucleolus. The transcript has 4 exons. Gene Ontology annotation, biological process: ribosome biogenesis. The record is from RefSeq and is a predicted model, not a curated record. Bases 1 to 3999 code for a protein of 1332 amino acids.